CAGCAAACGGGAAGAGGUUUCCGAAUGACCUCGAAAAAUAACCCUCAGAAACCAAAAAAGGACAAAGAUGGAGAGACCAGAUUCACCCUCACCCAGUACUGUGUCUCUAAAGAGUGACAACUCAAUGAUAGUACCAAUCAAAUUUGGUGUAACUGACAAGAGUACUGUGUUGGAGAGACCAGAUUCACCCUCACCCAGUACUGUAUCUCUAAAGAGUGACAACUCAAUGAUAGUACCAAUCAAAUUUGUUGACAGGAGUCGUAUGGAACUGAUAUAUUCAAACUGGCUACAGAUGUAUUCAUCUAAAGAUGUAUUCAGAUGUGAAUUGUGUCAUGAACUUUUAAGCGACCCUGUCUCUAAUACAUGUGGACACAACUACUGCAAGCAGUGCAUCACCACAUACUGGACACAACAUAAAAAUGGAAUGUGUCCAAAGUGUGGAAAGAGAUCAAAAUUAGAAGAUUGUAUGGCAGUCACCAACAAAGCUCUGGCUGAAGUGAUAGAGAAAAUCAAGCAGGCAAAUGUUAAAAUACCUACGGAAAGUAAGAUCAGUGACUUUGGCAAGGAACUUUGUCAUAACCAUGAGACUGUUCUUGAUAUGUUCUGUAUGACUGAUCAGAUCCCAAUCUGCAAGAACUGUGCUGUACAGAAGCACAAAGGACACAAAAAACGUUACACAACGGUGAAACCAAAUACAGUGUCUGUUUUACAAGGCAAGCUGAGUACAAUGACUCCAAGUGUAUUUAGAGAUUUUAAAAGACACCUUUGCCUAGAAUACAGCGAGUGCUUUGAGAGCCUGGAGGAUGAUUCUGAUCGUAGGAGUAUUGCUGGACGAAUGAUGGAAUGUUUCUCUGGAGAGGAUGCCUUAAAAAUUGCUUUUCAUUUCUUGCCCCCAAGUUCAUCUCUCUUAACUUGCAUUGAAAAACUAAAAGCAAAGCUAAAAAGAACAUUCACACAUUUACACGAAGGAAAUAAACAAGUCGGAAAGCCGUCUUUAUUGGAGGAAAUUUACACCCAGCUCUACAUUACUGACGGUGGAACUGGAGAAGUUAACACCGAGCAUGAAAUAAGACACAUUGAGGCAGCAGCUAAGAAUCUAAACAUGCAAGAAACUCCAAUCGACCAUAGUGACAUCUUCAAGUCAAAAGAUCACAUUAAAACAGUUCUAACCAAAGGAAUAGCUGGAAUUGGAAAAACAGUCUGUGUGCAGAAGUUUGUCUACGACUGGGCAGACGGUAAAAUAAAUCAAGAGAUCCACCUCAUUCUUCCUCUAUCCUUCCGUGACCUGAACCCUGAGAGAAAACGAGUCUACAGUCUGAUGGACCUUCUCCUGCACUACUUCCCAGAGCUUGCAGAGGUGGAAAACCUUCAGAGUGAAAACAUAAAACUCUUAUUGAUCCUGGAUGGCCUAGAUGAGUGUCAAAUACCGCUGGAUUUUCAAAACCAACACAAAUGGCAUGACAUUACAAAACCCACUACGCUUAGUGUGCUUCUUGUGAACCUAAUUCAGGGCAACCUGCUCCCCUCGGCUCAUCUUUGGAUCACAUCCCGUCCGGCCGCGAUCGAGCAGAUUCCAAAGGGUUGUGUUCAACGAGUGACUGAAGUCAGAGGAUUUCAGGAUAAACAAAAGGAGGAGUAUUUUAGGAAGAAAUUUACAGAUGAGUCCCUGGCCAAUAAAAUUAUUGGACAUGUCAAGUCUUCUCGAAGCCUUCAUAUCAUGUGUCACAUUCCAGUCUUUUGUUGGAUUUCAGCAACUGUUCUCGAAGCUUUUCAAAUGGCACCAGACAGCAGUGAAAUCCCCAAAGACCAGACACAACUGUACACACACUUUCUUCUCAUUCAGACUAGUAUUAAGAAUGAAAAAUACCAAGGACUGAGAACUUAUGAUCCAAAGCAGUUUUCUGAACUGGACAAAGAGAUGAUCAUGAAGCUGGCACAUCUGGCUUUCAAAGAGCUACAAAAAGGGAAUCUGAUAUUCUAUGAGGAAGACUUGCAGAGGUAUGGAAUUGACGUGAGCAAAACUUCACAGUUCUCAACUUUAUGCACUCAGUUUUUUAAAGAGGAAGCUGGUUUCUACAGUAAAAAGAUCUUCUGCUUUGUGCAUUUGAGUGUUCAGGAGUUCCUCGCUGCUUUGUACGUACUGUGUGUAUAUGUAAAUGAGGGCACCAAUGUUUUCAUGACAGAACCCACACAAAAGGAUAGAGUGAAACUGUCUGACGUUCUGAAGUGUGCUGUGAGCAAGGCUGUGCAGUGUAAGAAUGGAAAUCUUGACCUCUUCCUUCGCUUUCUGUUGGGGCUCUCGCUUGAUUCCAAUCAAAAGCUUCUGCAGGGUCUCCUGGCUAAAAACACAAGUUCUCCCAAAAGCAUCGAGAAGACUGUCGAAUUUAUUAAAGAAACAAUUAAGAGGUCAAACCAGUCAGAGCGGAUCAUCAACCUGUUUCACUGCCUGAAUAAACUUAAUGACAACUCUCUGGUUAAAGACAUUCAGAAUAUUUUACAAAGUGAAAAAGUCCCUAACAAGACCCUGAAGCCAGACCAAUGUUCAGCACUGGCAUUUGUGCUUCUCAUGUCAGAGGGCAUCAUUGAAGAAUUUGAUUUGAGAACGUACAACACAGAACAAGCUGGACGGCAAAGACUUCUACCUGUUGUGAAAACAGCUAAGAAAGCAAUACUCUCUGGAUGUAAGAUUUCUGCUGAAGCUUGUACAACUGUGGCUUCUUCUCUCCGGUACGCAAACUCUCCAGUUAGGGAGCUAGACCUGAGCUUCAAUACCUUCAGAGAUAAUGGAGUCAAUCUGCUCCUUGCAGGACUGAAAAGUCCACAUUGCUGGUUAGAGAAACUAAAUCUUGCUUGCUGUGGGAUCACAGACACGAGUUGUAAAACGCUAGCCUCUGCAUUAAGAACUGAAGGUUCCCAUCUUACACAUUUAGAUCUUUCUUUUAACCAGCUAAGAGAUGCUGGUGUGGAACAACUAGAGUUGGGACUACAGAGUUCGCAUUGUAACCUACAGUGGUUAAGCCUUAGGGAAUGUGCCCUUACAAAGAACUCCUGCAAAUACCUUUCACGAGUGCUGCAGUCACCGAACACAAAGCUCAUUGAGUUGAAUCUGAGGGACAACAACCUGAAGGAUUCUGGUGCAAAACUGCUUUCACAUGGACUAGAAAAUGAAAAUUGCAAGCUCCAGACACUCAGCUUGUCAGGGUGUCAGAUUAUGAAAGCAGGCUGCCAGUUCCUGUCUGAAGCUUUGUCUUCAAACUCUCAACUCAGAAGCCUUGACUUGAGCUACAAUUAUCCCGAAGAAGCAGAAGAGUUUUUUUCAUAUACACCCUCAGUGAAAGUGAACUUUGACCAUGGUGGGACAUCACGAAUCAAGUCAGGACUUAGGAAAUAUGCUUCCCAGCUCACUUUUGACUCAAACACAGCAAACGGAAAUCUGAAGCUGUCUGAAGGAAACAGAAAAGUGUCUGUGGUUGCAGAGAAACAGGCCUAUCCUGACCACACCGAAAGAUUUAUUCAUGUUCCUCAAAUUCUGUGUGAGGAAGGCCUGACUGGGCAGCGCUUUUACUGGGAAGUAGACUGGACUGCCAGUGGAACGUUCAUUGGAGUAACCUAUAAAACAAAGACUGUGGAAAAUCAGGGAUGGAAUGCUAUAUUUGGACUGAACAAUAAAUCCUGGGGGAUCUUGUGUAAUGACCAGGAAUACAUCGUCUGUCACAAUAAAAGCAGAACUUCCAUACCAUCUCCUUCACAGUCACGCAUGGUGGGAAUUUAUCUCGACUGGCAGGCUGGAACUCUUUCUUUCUACAGUGUCAGACCAGACAAGCUGACCCUUCUGCAUACAACACACAAUACAUUUACUGAGCCUCUUUAUCCAGGAUUUGGACUUAAGGUCCAGCAGUCUACGGUGACUUUGUGUCAGAUGGACUAAAUAUUUCCAAUGAUUCAAAUUUAUUGGCAUGUCAAAGCCCACCUUCAGUUUAAAUGAAGUACAUAGAUUACUAAAUCAUAGCAUUCUGUUUUAAUGUGCUAAAUGCCAUAUACUUAAAAUCUGAUUUGAUUAUUUAAUUCUCCUAAUAGUGGGCGGCACAGUGGGUAGUGCUGUCACCCAGAGAUGUUCACAAGUCACAAAAUACAAGUCUGAGUCAAGUCACGAGUCUUUAGACUAGAGUCCGAGUCCAGUCAUGAGUCUUUAGACUAGAGUUUGUCAAGUCACGAGUCUUUAGGCUAGAGUCUGAGUCACGUCACAAGUCUUUAGGCUAGAGUCUGAGUCAAGUCAUGAGUUUUUAGGCUAGAGUCUGAGUCAUGUCACAAGUCUUUAGACUAUAGUCCGAGUCAAGUCACGAGUCUUUAGACUAGAGUUUGAGUCAAGUCACGAGUCUUUAGGCUAGAGUCUGAGUCAAGUCAUGAGUUUUUAGACUAGAGUCCGAGUCAAGUCACAAGUCUUUAGGCUAGAGUCCGAGUCAAGUCACAAGUCUUUAGACUAGACUCUGAGUCAAUUCACGAGUCAAUACUAUAUACACAAAACAUAUACUGGAAAUGUAGCAUAGAAAUAAACAAAUAAUAUGUAAGUUCAGAUAAAAAACAACUACAGAUUAGCAACUGCAUUUAGCUGUUUUACUUAGUACCUUUACUUUCCUAGUCAUUGUGCAAAUGAAUGUAAUUUUCCAUAACAUUAAGGUACCAGUUAAAAGCUUAAACUGACAUGUUUUGUUUUCAAUGCAAAACAAAAGCGCACGAUAAAUCAUGGCACAGCGGCCAAACUCCAAAACACAGCAAAAAAAAUAACCGCUGCUUACCUUAGCUUAUGUUCUUCCAGAUGCUAUUAAAUGUAUAACCGUGUGUUGUCCCAUUAGGAAUAUAAUCCAUUAUUUUGCUAAUGUGCUUAUAAUUAAAAGCCUCCAAACUUUUCCUGGUUGUGAAGUAAAACACUAACUCAUUAGAAAGCCAAUCAAGAGUUUCAUUGACACAUCAUCUGUGUGACGUAAACUGAAUAAAUGCAAAUAACAGCAUUUUUUACUAAAGGUCUGAUUGGUUCAGAAAGCGGUCUUUCAACCAUUAGCGUCAAUUCUGUAGGAGCGUUCUAUUCACCCCAGUUGUUCCUGUGAAGUGCACUACGUAGGGUAUUCCACCAUUUUAUCAUAUGUCACAAGAAGAGACUGUGUCCCAAAUCAAAAUAUGUGCCGACAUGCAUGUUUAUUUAUAUAUUUGUAUAAUUGUCACACGUAACUAAUGUUAACACAUGCUGAUGCUAGGGACUCUUGUUGUUUACGAGUCAUUUUUUUUUGCGAGUCAUGAGUCGAGUCCUCAUCUCUGCUGUCAGCUCACAGCAAGAAGGGUUUGAUAGCAAAUACAAUACUUCUCUAUGUUGUCUACUCACCAAAUUUGAGGUGCAAACAUAACCUAAAUGUACACCUACAGGAUCACUACACUUAAUUGAAUGUUAAAGAAAGUGGACAUGGUCUAAUGGCUUUGUUGUUGUUUUUUAUAUAUAUAAUUCUGCUAGUUGUACAAAUAGUAAUUAAGAACUGUACUGCUAUGUAACUUAUGGUAUUUCUUUAAUACUGUGGUCUUGUUCAUAAAUGGUAUGAUGUGUUCUCAUUAAGAAUUUUUUUUUAUUAUUUUGUAUCAUUGUCUGCACUUCAGUAAAUAAAUGUACAAUAUUGUUUUUAUUUUGUAAUUGGAAGACCAAUGAAAUUAGCUUGACAUCACUAGGCACUUGAAUCUCUGGGCACAAUGCAGUACCACACCCCAAGCUCGAUUUAUCGCAGGGCCUCGGCCAUCUCCCAUUCUUCGUUCGAUAGCACUGCUGGGGAUUUUAACUCUGGAAUCCAGCAGUACUGGGACACCUGACCACGAGCUUGUUGGACAUCCCAUUACAAAACCAUAGCAAUUCAUAUAUUGAAUUGCUUCCUCUUUUCUUUGUAGCUUUAGAAUACUGUCUGAAGGAAUCUGUGCCCUAUUCAAGUGUUAAUCAAGCUGAUUAAAAAAGGCAAAGGGUAUUUUGUGAGCUGCUAAAGAGGUUCUGGAGUCUUAGGGAGCCCAGAUAGAGCAAGAGAGUUAAUUAUCUUGAUCCUGUAAUUAACUGGCUAAUGUACAAGGCUUUAAUGUUUUCAUUGACCAAUUAAACUAUAAUUUGUAAAUAUUAA
Trichomycterus rosablanca is the source of this 6146-nucleotide messenger RNA. Its product is annotated as NACHT, LRR and PYD domains-containing protein 4-like. The coding region runs from base 68 to 3928 and encodes 1286 amino acids. The record is from RefSeq and is a predicted model, not a curated record. Gene Ontology annotation, molecular function: protein binding; zinc ion binding. Gene Ontology annotation, biological process: intracellular signal transduction. The transcript is spliced from 12 exons. Lineage: Eukaryota; Metazoa; Chordata; Actinopteri; Siluriformes; Trichomycteridae.